Messenger RNA from Rasamsonia emersonii CBS 393.64, 2190 nucleotides. Its product is annotated as DNA binding protein SART-1. Gene Ontology annotation, biological process: mRNA cis splicing, via spliceosome; maturation of 5S rRNA. The transcript is spliced from 2 exons. The record is from RefSeq and is a predicted model, not a curated record. The coding region runs from base 1 to 2190 and encodes 729 amino acids. Gene Ontology annotation, cellular component: U4/U6 x U5 tri-snRNP complex. NCBI's taxonomy places the organism in Eukaryota, Fungi, Ascomycota, Eurotiomycetes, Eurotiales, Trichocomaceae.
AUGGCGGACGCGCUCUCGAUCGAGCAGAACAAUAAAAUUCGCGCGGCUCUCGGGCUUAAACCGCUCCCCGUUCCUGGUGCCGACGCCACAACCGAUUCAACGUCCAAGGAGCCUUCUUCUGGAGAAGAUGAAGCCGGCAGUACGCUAGAAUCUCGUCAUGCCAAGGCCUCUGAAAACUGGCAAAAGUUACAAGCGGAGGCUGAGGCGAAACGAAAACGAGAGGAGAGGCAUGCCGCGAUCAAGAAAGCACGCGAUCAAGCGCGGUUGAAUGCGAAGCUGGAGGGGAAGAGUCUUGGAGAGAUGGAUGGCGCAGACCUCGAUACGAAGUCCUGGCUGGCUCAACAUAAGAAGCUGCAGAAGAAAGUCGAGAAAGAGCGUGCCCGUAAACUUGCUGAGGAGCUGGCGGAGCGAGAGCGGGAGGCCGAACACACAGCAGCGGAUCUAGCGGGCGUUAAGGUUGCGCAUGAUCUGGGCGAUUUUGAAGAAGGUAGUGAGCAGAUCCUCACGCUCAAAGAUACAACGGUCGAUCAGAACGAAGAGGAAGGCGAUGAGUUGGAGAAUAUUGAGCUCAGGGAAAAGGAGAAACUGAGGGAGAAGUUGGAACUGAAGAAGAAGAGGACGCCUUAUGAUCCCACCGAAGAUGAUGGCACCGGCACAAUCCUGGCCCAAUAUGACGAGGAAAUCGAGGGAAAGAAGCGAAAGCAUUUUGUCCUCGACGCCCAGGGCUCGACCUCUGAAGAGCGAGAGGCUAAGCGACAGAAUGUCUCUGACGUAUCUACGGGCAAGAAGCAGCUUGUCAGCCUCGACAUUGCGCCGGAGGCACCGGUGUCUGACUACAUGGACAUAAGCGAGGUUAAAAUUAAGAAACCCAAGAAGAAGAAGGCCAAGUCUACGAGGCAGAAGGCGGCAGACGAGGACGAUAUUUUCCCGACCAUUGAGUCUACAGAUGCACCUAAUGGAGAUUCCAUGGAGGUGGACGGUGGCCCAUCAAACGGUGACCUACCCGCUCCACAGAAGAAAAAGAGCGAAGACACAUCCUUCGUCGACGACGAAGACCUACAGGCCUCUCUUGCGAUGCAGAGGCGGGCGGCUUUCAAGAAACGCAAGAAGGUCCGUCCUGAAGAUAUUGCUCGGCAGCUACGGGAAGAAGAGUCGCAAACACCGAUGGAAGUCGAAAAUGGCGAGGACGCUGAAGAAGCGCCCGGGUUAAUUAUCGAUGAGACGUCGGAGUUUGUUUCCAAUCUACAGAAGCCGACGAUCCCGGAAAGGAGAGAAGAGCGACGAUCUGUUCCGCCGGGCGAGGAGAGGGGUGCUAAGCAAGAGUCGCCAGACGAGGAGGCUGGUCAAGAUGUCGAUAUGGAACGUUCAGACAACGAGGAGGAAGACGAGGAGGAAUUGAGGGAGCGGAUAAAGAAGGAAGAAUCGGUAGAAUUGCCGCAGAUCAGCGGGACUGGGUUGGAAGAGGAAAAAACCAUCGAUCAGGGUCUCGGUUCUACUCUGGCCAUGCUCAAGCAACGCGGCCUUGUCAAAGAGACCGAUGCUGCGGAGAAGAACGCGCUCUACCGCGAGCGACAGCGCUUCCUUCAGGAGAAGCAUCGUCUCGAGGCGGAGGCAGAGAGGCGUGCUCGACAGCAGCGUGAACGGGACCGCGCGACCGGCAAGCUCGACCGCAUGUCCGCUCGGGAACGAGAGGAGUACGCACGCUGGGAGAACAAGCAGCGUGACCAGCAAGAAUCGCGGCAGCUGGCAGAAAUCUUCAAUCGCGAGUACAAGCCUGACAUACAACUCAAAUACGUGGAUGAGUUUGGUCGCCAUAUGAACCAGAAGGAGGCGUUCAAACACCUGAGUCACCAGUUCCACGGCAAGGGCAGCGGAAAGAUGAAGACGGAGAAGCAUCUGAAGAAGAUCGAGGAAGAGAAGAAGCGCGAGGCCAUGAGUGCGCUCGAUAGCAGUCAGCAUACUGGCAUGAACAACGCGAUGGGCGCUGCGGCUAAGAAGAACCGCCAGGCCGGUAUAGACGAAUCGUGCAUGCCAUCGGAUUGUCUUGGACUCUUUGUUCUUCGCCGGACCGUUAAUCAGCAGGCAUUCGGUCCGAGGCUCCACCAGCGAAAGAUUAGUGGGUUAGUUGGCACUUCGAGCUACCUUGUUUACAUGGUAGGGAUCGCCAUCCUGCCCAGUUCCCAGAGAUGA